AUGACGGGGAAGAGGUUGGGGGAACCUAGGGAGAGGUACAAUGUGCCUCAUCACAUAGAGAUGUUGGUCCCCGAACCGAACGAGCGAGCCUGCUAUCCGAGGCCCGGCUGCGUUGCCGUGAGUGAAUAUCUGUUCAAAACAAGUAUGCGUCUUCCUUUGCACCCCUUUUUUAGGGCGGUGCUUAGGAAAUUCAUGCUGUCGCCGACCCAGGUUCUACCGAAUGGUGCCGACCCAGUACUACGAAGCCGUGAGUCUCCCGACCUCUGCUUGUGUUUUGAAAUCAGAGUAUUUACUCGUCUAACUGUUGAAGAUAAAUUCAAGAAGAGGGAGUACCCAGCUCCAGACAUGGCCUCCAUCUUGAAGGCCACUUCUACUGCAAAGGCGAGGCCCCUGAAGCCCGGGUCCAGUGGAGCAAAGGAAGUUCGAGGCAGGGUUGAGCGCCUGUCGAAGGACUGUACUCCUAGGGCCUCGGAGGAGGCAUCUACUCAGAGGCCAGAGAAGCCUAAGGAGCCUCGGGGCAAGGAGAAAGUCUCUGAGGAGACUAAGAAGAGGAAGCUGGUGCACAUCUCCAGCUCAGCUAGCAAGUUCGGGACUUCAGUGUCCCAUAGGGCAGAACAGACCGGUGAGCUAAAGCUCCUUGCUGCAGCCUCUAAGGCCAUCAAAAUGGAGAUGGUAAGAGAGGUGGAAGCUAAAGAGGCCAGAGAAGAGGCUGCAAGGCGAGUUGCAGAAGCCACCGAAGAGGAGGCGGCGAAGGAGAAGCCGGCUCUCCCUGAGGAAAUUAGAGGUGCCACCGAGAGCUUUUAUAAGUUCUCGACGGAGAGGUGGCAGCUUCAUGCCUCGUCUUGUGAUGCCACCGACCUCAUAAGGGCACUGGUGAGCCAAAGCGCCCGGACCUUUGGCCUCGCGCUCGAAUGCAGGGAGGCAUUAAGUGAAUUUCAGACAAGGACUCACGCCUCAGAGGGGAAGGCUGCCUCCCUUGCAGGGGAGGUCAAAGUUGCUAAGGCCGAGGCCGAAGAAGCUAAAGCACAGAGGGUAGAAGAAGCGGCGAAGCUCGAGUCUACUUUGGCCCAAAUCGAGGCCCUUAAGAGGGAAGUAUAUGAGUCACAGUGCAAGGUGGCCUCCUUGACAAAGAAGGUGGAGGCGAAUCUCGCCUUAGCCGGCGCUCGUGAUGCCAAUCAGUUUCUCGAAGGCCAGGCGAAGUGGUAUAUGAACGACGCCUCGGUUGCCAGAGAAGAGGCCCGAACUGCAGCGGAAGAGGCGGUGAAGGCAUACAUCGCCAAUUUCCAUACUACAGAGGAGUAUAAAAGCUUCAGCACGUGCUGGAGGAACUUCGCCUAUGCCGAAGUGCUGGAGAGGGCAGAGGAGCUUUAUCCCAACUUGGACCUGGCACAACUUAGGUCCGAAUUUGUGGAUGAGGUUCCUCAAACCCUAGCUGAGGAGGUGCAGGGUGACGAGGCAGCUGAUGCCGAAGCCCCAAAUGUUGAGGCAGGGGAAACAACUACUGAUGCCCAGGUUGCCGAACCCCCCAGUGCUAAGGCGCCUCCUUCAUCUAGCCAGGCUUAG
This is a messenger RNA of Olea europaea var. sylvestris, 1563 nucleotides long. Its product is annotated as axoneme-associated protein mst101(2)-like. The record is from RefSeq and is a predicted model, not a curated record. Bases 1 to 1563 code for a protein of 520 amino acids. Lineage: Eukaryota; Viridiplantae; Streptophyta; Magnoliopsida; Lamiales; Oleaceae. The transcript has 5 exons.